UCUUCAUAAGUUCCUCUUCACUCUUCAGUCUUCACUCCUCACCUCCUCAAAAACUCUAUCUCAGGCAAAUCACAAAAGAGAAGGCACGGACCAGUUUUUUUGUUUUAUUUUUUGGUCUGAGACCCAUGGCUCUAGCUCUUCCUCAUUCACAGGCUCGCUUGCUACUCUCCUCUCAAAGCCCACCGGUCGUUCCUCUAUUCCGGCGAAUACGAAUGUCGAAGACGAGCGUUGAUUCGCCGCCGAUCCGCGCAAUCCGAUGCUCGGCGAAACCGAAUGACCAAGUUACCCUGAGAACGUGCAAGAAUUGCAAGACCCAGUACGACCCCGCCCUCAAUCACCCCCGCGCCUGCAGCUUCCACACUGCUCACUUUGGGGGAGAAACAAUGAGGAAGUUUGAGAGUGUAUAUUCAGGAGGCACCAUGGAUACUCCUGGCUCCGGCAAAGUUCUUCAAUAUUGGCAUUGCUGUGGGUCUGAAGAUCCCUUUGAUCCUGGAUGUACAGCAGCUCCCCAUUCCUCCUAUGAUGAUUGAUGAAGCUGCCAAUCUUCCACAAUUUAAAUAUGUAACACCCCCUUUCUGUAGGUUCGAACCAGAAAUGCAAGGAUACAAGAAUUCUAUAAACUGAAAAUCAAAGCAAAAAUUAAAACUUAAA
Messenger RNA from Alnus glutinosa, 651 nucleotides. RefSeq lists its product as uncharacterized. NCBI's taxonomy places the organism in Eukaryota, Viridiplantae, Streptophyta, Magnoliopsida, Fagales, Betulaceae. Bases 126 to 530 code for a protein of 134 amino acids. The record is from RefSeq and is a predicted model, not a curated record. The transcript has 2 exons.